AUGGCUAUGAGGAAGAUCGACGAGUGUGUCGGGUUUAACCAUGACAUCUAUGUGCCUGAGGGUACCGGGCUCAUCGAACUCGAAGUCACCUUGGGAUCCAAUAGGCAAAUUAAGCGAAUUGACAUCAACUGCCUUCCUUAUACCGGUAACGAAGUCGGAGAAUUCGGCGGCAUCUUCACGGACGCGUCACCAUUCCAAUACCAAUUCAAUACUCCGGAGGUCAAAGGGUCUGUGACCUUUGAUCGGGAUCACCAGUCGGUUUGUGUUCUGAUCGAUGUGACUUGGAACAAUAAGAAACGGGUUGAUGUGCACUUCCCAGUUGUCGUUUUUUGCUAG
This is a messenger RNA of Penicillium hordei, 336 nucleotides long. RefSeq lists its product as uncharacterized. Lineage: Eukaryota; Fungi; Ascomycota; Eurotiomycetes; Eurotiales; Aspergillaceae. The transcript is spliced from 2 exons. The coding region runs from base 1 to 336 and encodes 111 amino acids. The record is from RefSeq and is a predicted model, not a curated record.